GCUUUCCUUCCUGCACCGUUUCCGUUGCCUGCCGCUGCCCCAUCCGCCAUCCGUCAUGAGCAGAACCACGCUGUUUGUUGCCGGCUUUGGCUCUGGCGUGUCCGCCAGAGAUCUUGGCUUCGAGUUCGAAAGAUUCGGCCGCCUGGUCCGCUGCGACAUUCCGGCCCCCAAGCCCAACCAAACCAACCAAUACGCCUUCAUUGAGUUUGAAGACCCCCGCGAUGCUGAGGAUGCUUUCCAUGACCUCCACGGCCGCAGCAUAAACGGCGCUGUCCUCAACAUCCAGUGGGCUCGCUCUGGUCCCCAAAAGUCCUGGCGUUUCGACGGUCCGCCGCGAGACAGCGGCCGUGACCGACCUCCCCGUUACGACGACCGCGACCCGCGAAGAGACCCGCGCGACUCGGGCCGUGACUACCGAGAUCCUCGUGAGGACACCCGCAACCGCGAUCGACGAGACCCCCGCGAGUUCCGAGACGGGCCUGCGUACCGCCGCGAGCGAUCGCCUCCCAGAUCCCGAGACCGCUCGCGCUCUCCUCGAGGCGGACCCUACCCUCCGGCAGACCGCGGAAACUUUGAGCGAUUCGGACGCGACGACCGAGACCGGCCUCCUCCUCCGGCACGAUCGGGCGAUCGCGACCGUGAUCGAGCCGUCGACCGACGAGACGACCGUGGCUGGUCGGGCGAUCGACCCUCAGCCCCUCGCGAUGGCGCAUCGAACUGGAGCUCAUCCGAGGAGCGCAAGGAUCAGCAAGGUGCACGAGAAGGCUGGUCGAACGAAGACCGAAGGGAUGACCGCCGUGAGGAGCGACGUGACGAAACCCGAGAUGCCCCCAGCGGUGCCCCUGCCGAGCGCAAAGCCACUCCUCCUCCGCCGGCCGACGGCGGCGAGGGAUGGGCUGGUGGCAGCCGAGAUCAGCCGAGCCGGGAGCUCGAUCACGAGCGCGAACGGGAACAGGACCGGCAUGCCGAUCGGGCCACCGGGGGAUCGUCGGGCUGGUAAGAAACACACGACGAACCCAUGUCUGCGACCCUGGUUCUCUCCCCACCCACAAACUUGGUGUGGGCGCAACGCUCUGAUGUCGAGAGCACAUGGAAGGACAGGCGGGCGAGCGAGUGAUUGUUGAGGACAUUGAUGGGCGUGCGGGAUGGACAAUCGCUGGGAGAGAGCGAGGCUCGGAUGUGUCGGCGACAAGCGAGCGAGCCAUCGUGCUUGCAAAUAUUGUGGGGCAGCCGAGGAGGCUCGUGGAGCAUCUCAUCCGUAUGUCUAAAGUGGCGCAAUACAGAUCAUAUCAUAUCAAA
Molecule: messenger RNA, 1299 nt
Organism: Polychytrium aggregatum
Lineage: Eukaryota; Fungi; Chytridiomycota; Chytridiomycetes; Polychytriales
Exons: 4
Coding region: 56-1000 (314 amino acids)
Molecular function (GO): RNA binding
Source: RefSeq, a predicted model, not a curated record